Messenger RNA from Carassius carassius (crucian carp), 1967 nucleotides. Its product is annotated as zinc finger protein 271-like. Gene Ontology annotation, cellular component: transcription regulator complex; PcG protein complex. Lineage: Eukaryota; Metazoa; Chordata; Actinopteri; Cypriniformes; Cyprinidae. Gene Ontology annotation, molecular function: DNA-binding transcription factor activity, RNA polymerase II-specific; RNA polymerase II cis-regulatory region sequence-specific DNA binding. Bases 119 to 1960 code for a protein of 613 amino acids. The transcript has 2 exons. Gene Ontology annotation, biological process: regulation of transcription by RNA polymerase II. The record is from RefSeq and is a predicted model, not a curated record.
CAGAUUUUAAAUCAGUUUAGUAAAUACCUGUAAUAUCCUCACAUUCGUGAGUUUUGAAGCGAGCAGGAAUAUCUGGAAGAGUUUAUCAUCUGAACUGAGAUCUGCUGCUGUGAAAAUUAUGUUUAUUAAAGAAGAGAGAGAAGAGAACACGAGUGAACCAGAAACCUGGAGAAUAAAACAAGAGGAACCAGAAACCUGGACAAUAAAACACGAGGAACCAGAAACCUGGAGACUAAAACACGAGGAACCAGAAGCCUGGAGAAUAAAACAAGAGGAACCAGAAACCUGGAGAAUAAAACACGAGGAACCAGAAACUUUGAGAAUAAAACACGAGGAACCAGAAACCUGGAGAAUAAAACAAGAGGAACAAGGAGAGUACAUUGAAGAAAAAGAGGAAAAUGAAGAAUCAAAUCAUCAAGAGAAGCAGCAUGCAUGUGAUCAAUGCGGUAAAAUGUUUUUAUGGGCUUCACUUCUGAAGAAACACUUGAAAGUUCAUGCAAAGAAGAAGCCACAUUCAUGCCAUUUGUGUGGUAAGAGUUUUUUGCAUCUACAAAGUUUGAAAGAACAUCAGAAAAUACAUACUGGUGUGAGAGAGUACAUGUGCUUUGAGUGUGAAAAGACUUUUAGUUCAGGGAGCAGUUUAAAACUGCACGAGAGGAUUCACACUGGAGAGAAACCUUACAAGUGUUCACACUGUGACAAGAGAUUCAGUAAUUCAACACAUCUGAAAACCCAUGAGAGGAUCCACACUGGAGAGAAACCUUACAAGUGUUCACACUGUGACAAGAGAUUCAGUCAGUUAACACAUCUAAAAACACAUGAGAGGAUUCACACUGGAGAGAAACCUUACAAGUGUUCACACUGUGACAAGAGAUUCAGUCGGUUAACACAUCUAAAAACACAUGAGAGAAUUCACACUGGAGAGAAACCUUACAAGUGUUCACACUGUGACAAGAGAUUCAGUCAGUUAACACAUCUGAAAACACAUGAGAGCAUUCACACUGGAGAGAAACCUUACAAGUGUUCACACUGUGACAAGAGAUUCAGUGAUUUGACACAUCUGAAAACACAUGAGAGGAUCCACACUAGAGAGAAACCUUACAAGUGUUCACACUGUGACAAGAGAUUCAGUGAUUUGACACAUCUGAAAACACAUGAAAGGAUCCACACUGGAGAGAAACCUUACAAGUGUUCACACUGUGACAAGAGAUUCAGUGUGUCAUCAAGUCUGAAAACACAUGAGAGGAUUCACACUGGAGAGAAACCUUAUAAGUGUUCACACUGUGACAAGAGAUUCAGUGUGUCAUCAAGUCUGAAAACACAUGAGAGGAUUCACACUGGUGAGAAACCUUAUAAGUGUUCACACUGUGACUGGAGAUGCAGUCAUUUAGCAAGUCUGAAAACACAUGAGAGGAUCCACACUGGAGAGAAACCUUACAAGUGUUCACACUGUGACGAGAGAUUCAGUCGUUCAGGAAUUCUGAAAACACAUGAGAAGAUUCACACUGGAGAGAAACCUUACAAGUGUUCACACUGUGACAAGCGAUUCAUUCAGUCAACAGAGCUGAAAACACAUGAGAGGACCCACACUGGAGAGAAACCUUACAAGUGUUCACACUGUGACUGGAGAUUCAUUCGUACAGGAAAUCUGAAAACACAUGAGAGGAUUCACACUGGAGAGAAACCUUACAAGUGUUCACACUGUGACAAGAGAUUCAGUGGUACAUCGAGUCUGAAAAGACAUGAGAGGAGUCACACUGGAGAGAAACCUUACAAGUGUUCACACUGUGACAAGAGAUUCAGUGGUACAUCGAGUCUGAAAAGACAUGAGAGGAUUCACACUGGAGAGAAAGCACAUCACCGCAAUGUACGUGGGAAGUGUUCCAUUAAGUCAUCUGUUAUACACAGUCAUACAAAAAACAAUCACAGUAAGACCCCGUACAGGCGGAGACACAUUUAGUUGUAUA